CAUCAACAGCGUCAGCAUCAGCAACCGUCCAUCAGCAUCCCGAGCGAGACGAUGCCGCGCGCAGGGCUCCGCCAACACCCGUGCACAAACUUCACUGAGAUCCUGCAAAGCAGUGUCGACGGAAGAAGAGCAGAUGAUAGAGAUCUGUCCUGAGGAAUCCUUGUAAUUGUGCCGUUACGAGGUGUCGGUCCUCACCCAUGUCCCACUCUGCGAGCCGAAAGCCAUCUGCUGGUUCCCGCAGAAGGCCUGCUGCCCCAAGCAGCACUCGACACUCGCAUGGGGACUCGUCUGUCCGUAGCAGUUACUCAGCAGUAUCCUGCAAAUGCACAGAGAGCAACACUGUACCACGCUCCAACCCAGCCACACCACGACGGCAGACAAAGUAUGCCACCUGUAGUGAGAACCACGGGAUCCGUCCGCCGGCUCCUGAGCAGUAUCUCACCCCACUGCAGCAGAAGGAAGUGUGCAUUCGUCACUUACGAGCUCGGCUGAAAGAAAACGUGGAGAGGCUUCAGGACAGAGACUCUGUGAUCGAGGAGUUACGGAUGCAGCUGACUCGGAUGCAGGAGGAUUGGAUUGAAGAGGAAUGUCAUCGCAUAGAGGCCCAGUUGGCCCUAAAAGAGGCCCGGAAGGAGAUCCGGCAGCUUCAGCAGGCUGUGGAAACUGUUAGCUCCAAUCUGGGGACCCAUGAGGCAGAACAACAGGACUGUAAGUCUGAAGGUCUAGGCGUCGGAAGGAUAGGCCCACGAUUUAGAGCAUCCAGGUCUUGUGGCUGCUCUCCGGCCCACACCAUGAACCGCAGCGCCACCUUCACCAGGCUAAGCAGUGACACGUCACCUGGCGCUACAGAUCGCAAUGGAAACAUACGCUCUGAUCGCUACAUCCCGGCCAAUAGAGGGGCGAUGACAUUACCAAGAGGGGACGGGCGUACUCAUCUACUUCUGGAAGCAGCUCUACUGUCUGAGCAAGUCCCUCACGCAACGCUACGCUCCUCUCUGUCACGAUCCUCCACCUGUGAGAGAUUGUGCAGCGGAGAGGCGGUGUUGCCCGUCGGCCGAUCCUGCCAUGCCGUUAACAACAACUGCAGCUGUAUUCCACAUGCCUACCUCCCACACCACCAUUUGUUUCUGCACCUCCCACAGGAGGAAGCACCACCUCCACCUCCUCCACCACCAGCGCCCCCUAGUGCAUCGGAGGUCAGUGACAGGCCAGGGUACCGCUCACAGGCCUGUAGCCCCACCAUAACCUGGAUCUCUGAAGAGGGCGGAGGUGAGGAAUUGAGCAUCAUCACUUCAGCAACUUGUGCACCAGACACUACUAUAGCUGAACCACAGGUGUUCACACCAUCCUCUGCAACUACUUCCCCUGCUCAGCUGUCUUGCAUCACAGAAACUUUGCCGCUAGACAGCACAGUUGAAUUCUCAUCAUCAACAACAAUGGCGACAGUGUUGACGAAGCCACAGGUUCAACAACCUUGUCCCAGAGUGCCCCCACCACAGGAAGCAGCGGUAGUAACGGUCAGCGAUGAAGAUGGAGUGGAGGAGGAUGCAGAAUCAGCUCCCCCUCAGAGGAGCCACUGGAGCCGUUAUUUCCUGAUUGACCUCUUAGCGGUGGCCGUUCCUGUAGUUCCCACACUGGCGUGGCUUUGCCGGGGAUCACGGAAUGAAGGCAUGCCGGUGUAUAACAUGGGCUCCCUGUUGCGCGGCUGCUGUGCCGUUGCUCUGCACUCUCUAAGACGGGUUGGAAGUCCCUCAGGAACAGGAAGAGCUGAUAUCUGAUAGCUAGCAUUACUGUUCCAUCAAAAGCUUGUAACUGCAUCUUGAGUGGGGUUAUUUGUCCUUUAUCUACCAGUUUGGGAUUUGUAUUUAUUUAUUUUUGAACCAAAGAGGUCGAAAUCCAUCACACCAAUGCUUGUUAGGGACAAAGAUUGAGGGAAUGUGGCUCUGAUUUGCACAGACACUCACGAGGUUUAAGGGUGUUGGUUCAUUUCCACCAUUUGUUUUCCUUUUCCUUCUGGUUCUCUUAUCUGCUGUAUUUCCGCCCAUUCCUGGCUGAAAGUACACAGUCAAAAGUAGCUGCAAACACGAGUCCGAGCUGAGCAGAGAAGUCACAAUGGACAGAAGUUUAGGCCUUAAGAUUUAAAUAAUAAUAAUUGAAUGUCUCUAAAUGUUAUUCUUAUGUUAACUGUUCUACUGAACUGAACUCAUUGUUCUAGUUUCAUGAGUGAAGCCUGCUCUCAAGAAAAAAAAUUGCACGUAACUUUAGGUAGGUUACAUAGACAUUGGUGUGAACUGAUCUUCAUGAGAAGAGGACAUUUCACGUCCAUAGCGCAAACAAAUAAGUGUGGCCAGGCUUUCAAAUUUUAAACCUUUACAUACCAUUUACAUAUCCAUCUAAUUCCAUAAGAAACAGAACUUUUCACAAUAUAAACACAAAAUUCCAUUUAAGUGUGAAAAUAAAUUAAAUGGUAAAUGCGCAAGAAGCAAUAGGCAUCUGGCAACUUUGCUGCUUGGAUCUCUAAAAAACAUGCACAAGUCACUAUUAUAUCAUAAAACAUUGAUCCUAUAAGCUGAAAAUAUCUUUACUAAUGUGGAGUGUUAAGGAUAACUAUUCUGAUGUAAUUCUAGACUCAAUUUAUGUGUCAAUUGUUGUAUCGGUUACACAACAGUGUAUUCUUAAUAUGAGCAAAAAGAAACUGCUUUAAUAUGCUUCAUUUGCUUAAUUAUUUGAAUUGUAGAAAAUAUUGAUCAAAUGCCAGAUUUCUCUGAGCAAGCGAUGGAAGGUGAGGCCUAAGAUGACUUUAUUCAUCUGUCCUUUGUUUGGGUGGUAGAUGUUUCUGUUCAUUAAACUCAGUCUCAGGUGGAACUCAGGUGAAUAGUACUAGAGAGGAUGUAAUCUUAGCGGAAACCUUAGAAAAACAAAGGUUUAUAAAUAGUAGAACGGUAGUUGUGAAGAUGUACAUUUACUGUCAUAAAAGGCUUGUCUUUAAAUCUCGAAAUAUUUCAACACACCACUCAGAAAACAAAUGGGUCUUUAACUGUUGCAUGCAUACAGAUUUCAGUAAACUAUUAGGAAAAUAUUUGCAAUUAAUUCAUGGAUUUGUAAAGCUAAGUCUUCUGUUUCUUUGAAGUAGCACAAAAGAAAAAAACUCUGCAAUCAUGGCAUUCCAGUAGACUAUUUUAAGGGCUUCAAAUGCAUGUUAGCACAAUUACUCCUAGUUAGCUAGCUAUCAGGAAACUUAAAGAUUCGGUUUCAAAUAGACAUUUACAUAAAGAACUCAUCCUGAUUUGCAGAGCCUUAUUACAAAAUAUGAUUGUGUAUAUAGACAAAGCCCAUUAACACUCAAACCUUACUGUAAAUGUGGAUUGUAUGAUUCAAUCGCCCCUUGAAAAUAAAAAUGUUUUCUUAAAAUGA
This is a messenger RNA of Carassius gibelio (silver crucian carp), 3414 nucleotides long. RefSeq names its product syntaphilin (gene snpha). The record is from RefSeq and is a predicted model, not a curated record. Lineage: Eukaryota; Metazoa; Chordata; Actinopteri; Cypriniformes; Cyprinidae. Gene Ontology annotation, cellular component: mitochondrion; cytoplasmic microtubule. Gene Ontology annotation, biological process: neuron differentiation. Bases 198 to 1778 code for a protein of 526 amino acids. The transcript has 5 exons.